CCUCCAUCAUUUUCUCACCGACGCUAAAUAUCUUCCUCUGCUCUCCUACAUAUAUAUGGACAUCAUAAUAUUACUUUCUUUAAAUUCAAUCAUCUCUGGAGCUUAAUUAGUUUAUUUGGUCAUCGAUCAAACUAAAUCAGCAAGUAGCAAGCAUGAAGAAAACUUCACCAUACAUUUCCUUCUUCCUAGUACUCUUCUUUGUCUUCUUUGCCUUUUGCUUUUCCUCUUUGGCUUUUGGACAGGCCACUUUGCCCCAAGAUGAAGUGGAAGCUCUGAACGACAUAGCUAAGACGCUUGGAAAGGAGAAUUUGUUUUCUGAAGAAAAAGAUGUAUGCAGUAGUAGUGAAGAAGAACAAAGUGGGAGCUCGUGCAUGAUGUUGAAGGGUAAUCAAACUACUGUUGUCAUCUGCAACUGCUCCUAUGCCGAUUCCACUCUCUGCCAUGUCACUAGCUUAUGUGUGAAACGACAAAGUCUCCCAGGUCAACUCCCACCAGAACUUGUGAGGUUGCCUUACCUUCAACAAAUCGAUCUUACAUACAACCUCCUGAAUGGAACUAUUCCAAAAGAAUGGGGCCGAAUGACGAAUCUUACCUUCAUAUCCUUAGGGGGAAAUCGAAUAACGGGUUCAAUUCCAAAAGAGAUAGCAAACAUUUCCACACUCCAAGUUUUUGUUGUUGAGUUCAAUCAAAUGUCUGGAAAGCUUCCUCCUGAGCUUGGGAAUCUCUCACAACUUCAAAGACUGCAAAUUAACUCAAACAAUUUUACCGGAGAGCUUCCUGCAACACUUGCCAAGCUCACUUCAUUGCAGAUUGUUCAACUUGCCGACAAUCAAUUUUCGGGGAAGAUACCUGAUUUUAUUCAAAGUUGGACAAAUCUUCAGCAACUAGUAAUUCAAGGGAGUGGGCUUAGUGGGCCAAUUCCUUCCGGGAUUUCAGUUUUGGAACACUUAAAUGACUUGAGAAUAAGUGAUCUGAAUGGAGAUGAAAAUUCAUCUUUUCCUCAACUUAAAAAUAUGUCAAUGAAAAAUCUGAUUUUGAAGAGUUGCAAUAUUAAUGGAACACUGCCUACAUAUCUUGGGAGCAUGACAAGUUUACAAACCUUAGACCUCAGCUUCAACAAAUUAACUGGACCAAUUCCACCUCAAUAUGAGAGCCUUAUCACCCGAUUAGUGGCAUACAUGUAUUUAACUGGAAACUUUCUCACGGGAGAUGUAAGUGAGGCAUGGAUAAAUACAGCUAAUAGGAAGCACUACUUAGACCUUUCGUACAAUAACUUCAGCAUUAGUCAGAGCCAAGAUAAUCAAGGAUGUCAAGACGAAAAUACGAACUUAUUUGCCAGCUCUUUGACCCGAAAUGACACCGGAAAGGUUUCAUGUUUGGAAAGCAUUGUGUGUUCUAAAACCUCAUACUCUUUCCGUAUAAAUUGUGGUGGAAGAAAGGUAACAAUAAAUGGAAAGACAUAUGAUGAUGACACAGAUGAAGGAGGAGCAGCAAAGUUCUAUCACAAUGAAAAUACAAAUUAUUGGGCAUUCAGUAGUACCGGUAACUACUUGGAAAGUAAAACUCCGCCAAACUAUAUUCCAUCUAUUGAGUCCAGUACGCUCUCUUUAAACAAUAACAAUGAUGCUGAGCUCUACACCAAUGCACGUGCAUCUCCUGUUUCUUUGACUUACUAUGGAUUUUGCCUUGGAAAUGGAAACUACAUUGUGGAUCUGCAUUUUGCUGAGAUUGUGUUUACUCAUGAUCAAACAUAUAAGAGCCUUGGAAGGCGUAUAUUUGACAUCUACAUUCAGGGAAACCUAGUGCGAAAGGACUUCAACAUUGCAGAAGAAGCAGGAGGCAUAGGUAAAAAAGUUAUAAAAUCGUUCAAUGCAAGUGUGAUUAAUGGUACCUUAGAGAUUCGUUUUUACUGGGCUGGCAAAGGAACAACUGCUAUCCCACAAAAAUCAAUUUAUGGUCCUCUUAUAUCAGCCAUAUCUGUCUAUCGUGAUCAUAGAAGUGGAAUAUCAACAGCUGCUGUGGUUGGAAUUGUUGUUGCCGUGGCAAUUAUUAUCAUCUUGUUGAUAUUUGGCAUGCUUUGGUGGAAAGGCUGUUUGGGAAAGAGAAAUUCAAAAGAAUUAAAGGGUAUAGAUUUGCAAACUGGUAUGUUUUCUGUACGACAAAUCAAAAUAGCAACAAAUAACUUUGAUAUCAUCAACAAGAUUGGAGAAGGAGGAUUUGGUCCCGUGUAUAAGGGAAAGUUACCUAAUGGUACAAUAAUCGCAGUCAAGCAACUUUCUUCAAAAUCAAAGCAAGGGAAUCGUGAAUUCUUAAAUGAAAUAGGCAUGAUUUCUGCUUUACAACAUCCUUGUCUCGUUAAACUCUAUGGAUGUUGUGUUGAGGGAGAUCAGUUAUUUUUGAUAUAUGAAUACAUGCAAAACAAUAGUCUUGCUCGUGCUUUAUUCGGCCGUGAAGAACACCAAAUAAAGUUGGAUUGGCAAACAAGACAUAAGAUUUGUGUUGGUAUUGCUCGAGGAUUAGCAUACCUCCAUGAAGAGUCAAGAGUGAAGGUGGUUCAUAGAGAUAUCAAAGCCACUAAUAUCUUGCUCGAUGAAUAUCUCAACCCUAAAAUAUCUGAUUUUGGUUUGGCUAAACUUGACGAAGAAGACAACACCCAUAUUAGCACUCGUAUUGCUGGCACAUAUGGAUAUAUGGCUCCAGAAUAUGCAAUGCAUGGUCAAUUAACCGAUAAAGCAGAUGUAUAUAGUUUUGGAAUUGUUGCCUUAGAAAUUGUAAGUGGAAGAAAUAAUACAACCAACCAACAUAGUGAAGGGGCAUUCGUUUUACUUGAUUGGGCACGUUUGCUGAGAGAGAAAGGUGAUAUAAUGGAAAUAGUUGAUAGAAGAUUAUUGGAUUCAAACUUGAAGAAAGAGGAGGUGAUGGUGAUGAUCAAUGUUGCUUUCUUAUGCACUAAUGUGUCUCCAACACUUAGGCCUACUAUGUCUUCAGUAGUAAGCAUGCUAGAAGGCAAAACCAUUGUUCCAGAAUUAGCUUCAGAGUCAUUGGAUGAGAAGAAAUUGGAAGCAUUGGAAAUGUAUUAUCACCAAGAUCACCAAAGUACCUCAACAAUGGAGGUGCCAUUGACUACUUCAUCUACUUCUACAGCACAAGAUUUGUAUUCGAUUCACCUAGACUCUUCUUAUUUUGAGAGUAGAAAUUAG
Arachis ipaensis is the source of this 3200-nucleotide messenger RNA. Its product is annotated as putative LRR receptor-like serine/threonine-protein kinase At1g29720. NCBI's taxonomy places the organism in Eukaryota, Viridiplantae, Streptophyta, Magnoliopsida, Fabales, Fabaceae. The record is from RefSeq and is a predicted model, not a curated record. Gene Ontology annotation, biological process: protein phosphorylation. Gene Ontology annotation, molecular function: ATP binding; protein binding; protein kinase activity.